Messenger RNA from Pseudogymnoascus verrucosus, 1798 nucleotides. It is a transcript of the gene ISN1, whose product is annotated as IMP 5'-nucleotidase. Gene Ontology annotation, molecular function: magnesium ion binding. The coding region runs from base 340 to 1620 and encodes 426 amino acids. The record is from RefSeq and is a predicted model, not a curated record. The transcript has 6 exons. NCBI's taxonomy places the organism in Eukaryota, Fungi, Ascomycota, Leotiomycetes, Thelebolales, Thelebolaceae. Gene Ontology annotation, biological process: inosine salvage; nicotinamide riboside biosynthetic process; nucleotide metabolic process.
CUCUAUUCCUCCGGUCACACUUACUCACACUCACACUUGCCACUCUAUCAACUCUACCACACUUAGUACUGUAUUGUACUGUAUUGUACUUACCUUACAGUAUCAUACAUACUCUGCCUUACAGUUACAGUAUUAUACUCAACCUUACAGUGUCGUACUCACCCUUGCACUAUCCAUUCAGGUCACACACUGUGUUCUACUGUGCUAUCCAACACAGGGUAAACUGCCAACUCACAGUGCCCGCCCUCUCUGAACCGGCUCUGCCAAUUCCUGUGGAUACUGCUGGAUCCGUCACCCUUUACUUCGAUAUAACCCAAAUAACCGUAACGGGGUGCCAAUAUGACCACUAGAUACCGAGUUGAGUAUGCCCUCAAGACCCAUAGAAGGGACCAGUUUAUAGAAUGGAUAAAGGGCCUCCUGGCUGUUCCAUUUGUGCUGCACUCCCAGCCUACAGGUGUCUUCGAAGCACGAGGCACCGUGGCCGACAUGGCAGCUGAAGCCUGCAGACGCUAUGCUGAGAUCAUGAAAGAUGUCGAGGAAAUGAUAGAUGAUCACAUCAACCACCAAGAUGACGGCCUCCAACACCAAUCAAAGCUCAAGCUUCUGGUUCCUAGCAUUGGCAACUUUUUUACUCGGCUCCCUCUGGCAGAGGCAUUCAAAUACCAGGAUAGUCUACGGUUCAUCUCGUCAAGGCGCUUUGUGCCACCCUCAUUCAACGAUAUCCGCCUUAUCCUAAAUACCGCUCAGAUCAUGGGAGUUGCAGCAGCUGGCGCCUUAGAUUUGGCUACAUUCGAUGGUGAUGUGACUCUUUAUGAUGACGGGAAGAGCCUGGAACCGGAUAAUCCUGUCAUCACGCGAAUCAUAGACCUCAUGAGCAGAAACACCAAAAUUGGUAUUGUCACAGCAGCGGGUUACACGGAAGCCGAACGCUAUUUUGAACGCCUAUAUGGUCUUCUUGAAGCCAUCAGAGACUCCAAAGUUCUAACUAUCGAACAAAAACAUAAUCUCGUUGUCAUGGGGGGCGAAUCAAACUUCCUCUUCGAGUAUUCCAUCUCUUCGCCUCAUCUACUUGAAUGGGUCCCACGCCGUUCCUGGAUCCUUGAUGAUAUGCUCACCUGGUCGGAACCCGUCAUCCAAGCGCUCCUCGACAAAGCCGAAGCCGCCCUCAAUGAGUGCAUUACGAAUCUCUCCCUCUCUGCCCUUGUCAUCCGCAAAGAACGUGCAGUCGGAAUCGUACCCACUAUUCAGGGUGCUAAGUUUCCACGCGAGUCCCUGGAGGAGACAGUGCUUGUUGUGCAGAAGAUUCUCGAGAUGUCUCCUGUCUCAAAGACUCUCCCUUUCUGUGCUUUUAACGGUGGCAACGACGUCUUUGUUGAUAUUGGGGACAAGAGCUGGGGAGUUCUAGUCUGCCAAAAAUAUUUUGGGGAUAGGCUUGGUAGAAGUAUUGAAGGGAAGAGAACGAUGCAUGUUGGCGACCAGUUCCUUUCAGCGAAUGGCGCAAACGAUUUCCGCGCGAGAAGGGUUGCUACUACAUUGUGGGUGGCAAAUCCAGACGAAUGCGUGACCUUAUUAGACGAGGUAGCAGAGUUUAUGAGGGCGGCGGAGCGGAAGAGAGUUUGACUGUUGACCAUACCCAAAACUUGAGGAUGGAAUGGACAUGAGAUGUUUGAGGAAUUGUCUUGUUAGACCAAUUGCGAAAGCUAGACCCAUUGUACGCUUUACAGCUUGCUUGUCUCAUACUGUCCAAAGUUUGGCUGUGAUUUCGGUUUAGUUAUUAUAAUUGUUCCAUGACACUGGU